Aegilops tauschii subsp. strangulata is the source of this 976-nucleotide messenger RNA. RefSeq names its product ubiquitin-conjugating enzyme E2 2. The record is from RefSeq and is a predicted model, not a curated record. NCBI's taxonomy places the organism in Eukaryota, Viridiplantae, Streptophyta, Magnoliopsida, Poales, Poaceae.
GAGGCACGGCCCAUAUGUCCAGGUUUGAUCGUGAUUUGUCGUCCACUCCUGUCAUCUUCCUCGCUUCGCCCCAAAUCCAUUCCCCUCCGCCCCCUUUCCGUUGCCGAACAAACCUUCUGCACCCCGAUCCGGUUCGGUUUAGUUCGCUGGCGUCUCCACCCGAUCGACUCCACUGCAAUAUGCUAUAGCCCGUGGAGCCUGGGGCGUUGGUUGUACGGCAGUAGAUUCCCGCGGGAUCUGCCGGGGCGCCCGGAGCCGGAGAAGGCGACGAUGUCAACCCCUGCAAGGAAGAGGCUGAUGAGGGAUUUCAAACGACUGAUGCAGGAUCCUCCUGCGGGCAUAAGUGGCACACCUCAGGAUAACAAUAUAAUGCUGUGGAAUGCUGUAAUUUUUGGUCCUGAUGAUACUCCCUGGGAUGGUGGUACGUUCAAGCUGACACUUCAGUUUACUGAAGAUUAUCCUAAUAAGCCACCUACAGUGCGGUUUGUUUCUCGAAUGUUUCAUCCCAAUAUUUAUGCAGAUGGAAGCAUAUGUUUAGAUAUUCUCCAAAACCAGUGGAGCCCGAUAUAUGAUGUAGCUGCUAUAUUGACAUCCAUUCAGUCACUGCUUUGCGACCCAAACCCAAAUUCACCUGCCAACUCAGAAGCGGCCCGCCUAUUCAGCGAGAACAAGCGGGAGUACAACCGUAAAGUACGUGAGGUCGUGGAGCAAAGCUGGACUGCAGACUAAAGUCGCUGCAUCCAGUUGUGAUGCCAGCUAAUUGCCCGUUAGCGCCUUGAGUCCUAUGUACUGAACUGCUUGCAAGGUAAUUAAAAUGUUACAUCAUGCUUGUUGUCGUGUAUGUUGUUGGGAGUGACAUUUUUAGACGCUCAGGAUGGAGAUUAUUGUAUCCAGUCUACAUAUAACAUACCAUGCUGCCUUUGAAUCAGAUCGAGCACAAUAUGGAUUUGCUAUAUGUUAGCUCUGUUGUACUGAA